This is a messenger RNA of Saccostrea cuccullata (small rock oyster), 2528 nucleotides long. RefSeq lists its product as uncharacterized. The coding region runs from base 43 to 1476 and encodes 477 amino acids. Lineage: Eukaryota; Metazoa; Mollusca; Bivalvia; Ostreida; Ostreidae. The transcript is spliced from 4 exons. The record is from RefSeq and is a predicted model, not a curated record.
GAUGUAAUUGACCAUCUAGAUAAAAAUCAAUGUGUAUUAGUUAUGGAUUGGGCGAUGAAAUUUGUUCCUCAAAGAUAUCGUGAAAAGCAAACAGACUGGUUUGGUCAAAGAGGAAGAAAUUGGCACGUGAUUGUCUGCAUAUAUAGGGCAGAAGAUGGAUCAAUUAGUCAUAGGACUUUCACUCAUGUGUUCGAUGGUGUCAAACAAGACUGGUUUUGCGUAGCAUCAUUGCUGGAAGAUGUGAUUCGUGCAAUAAAAGAUCAACUGCCGCAUAUUCAAAAUAUAAGUCUUCGUUCAGACAAUGCAGGAUGCUAUCAUUGUGGAUUACUGUGGCUAUGUUUACCAGAAAUCAGCAAAAAAACAGGAAUACAUAUCAAGGAGUACUGUUUUUCUGAAGCACAAGCUGGGAAGUCAUUUUGUGAUUCCAAGAUAGCACACAUGCGAACAAAAAUGAAAUCCUGGGUGGCAAGCGGAAACAACAUUGUCACAGCCUCAGACAUGAAAACAGCUUUAGAUUCAGGGAAAGGUGUUGCUGGUUGUCAAAUUGCUGAAUGUGUUAUAGACACUUCCAAACAAACCAUGAAAAGCCAUAAAUUAAAAGGUGUAAAUGAUUACAGCUAUGUGGGAUUCCAAAGAGAUGGGAUAAUUUUGAAAAAAGCCUACAAUAUUGGUAAAGGACAAUUCAUUUCCAAUGAAACACUGGACAAGUUAGCUUAUGGUAAACAAAAAGACCAUGAAUCAGGUUGUACAAUCAUAUCAGGAUUUAGUUUACCCUUAAGAUUAACUGGAAAAAUUGAAGGGCGACAAAAGUCAAAGAAUCAAGAGUUAUUUAGUGAAACAACUAAUAUUCAGGAGGCCGUAAAUAAUUCACCAAACUGCAUCGUAAAAGAAGAGGAACAUGUAGAUUCCCUCCCUACAGCAUUUCACUGCACAGUUGAAGGAUGCAUAAGAAAAUUUGCUACUUUCAAAGGACUUGAAAAUCAUUUAUUAAUUGGCAAGCAUUCCCUGCAGCUACAGAAGGAGACAACAUUUGAUAAAAUCAAACACCAGUGGGUUAAACUGUGUAAUGAACUUGUGUUUUCAAGCAAAGUGAAGACCGUGUUAUUUGAGAGUAGUACCAAUGACUUUCAAGUGAAUACUAUGGGAUGGGCUCUAAAGGAAAACAAGACAAUUUCAAGAUUUCCUGAAAGUGUAAAGAAUUUCCUUGUACGCAAGUUUGAAGAAGGCAAGACAACUGGGAAAAAAUGCAACCCUGUGGAAGUUGCUGAAGAUAUGAAAAGAAAGAAAGAUGUAAAUGGUGAACAUGUUUUCAAAGUUAAUCAGUGGUUAAACCCCACCCAAAUCACCUCAUUUUUUUCGCAUCUAGCCAGCAAAGAUCCACAAAUUCAUUUCUUGAAGACUGAAAUUGAUGAUGAUGAUUUGUUUGCUGCACUUGCUACCAUUGACGAAAAAAAUGUGAUUGAUAACAUUGAGUGAUUGAUAUCAGAUACUAUUAUGUAAUGUAACAUGAAAUCUAUUAUAUAUGAAGUUUUUGAUAAGAGAAGGUCAAAGGUCAGAAUUGUUCAUUCAGUGUAAGAGCUUUCAUUAAUAUGUAUAUGCAGUUUAAUAAAAAUAUCUUGAAUAUGUUCUUAAAACUGAGCUUAACACAAAUUUCUGAUAAGUGAGGUCAAGGUCAAAGAAAAGGUAAAAAAUGAUGAUGCAGUUGAAGAAAUGUCAGUAUUUAGUGAUAGACUAUGGUAAGGUACAUUAGUCCUAAAUUGAAUGUUAUAUAAGAUGUACAAAUCACAUCUAUAAAGAGCUAUAAUUUACAAUUUAAAAAAAUGUUGUUUACAAUCAUUAAAGUAAUUUCAAAAAAAAAGAAAAAAAAAGAAAUGAUAUUCCCGUUUUCUUUCAUUGCGAUAAUUGUGCAGUACAAUGUAUAUUGAUUAAUGUUUUACAAAGAGGAAUUAUACGUAAAUGACUUGGAUAAACAUAUAUGUACAUUAUUUUGGUGACAAAUAAUUUGUCCCCUUGAACUGUUAUAAGACUAGAUUUGUUUAGUCCAUGGUGGACUAUAAUAACAGAUUUAGGAACUCUUGCAAAUUAUUUUACAAUAUAACAUCAAGAUAUAAAACUGUUUUAUUGUUAAAGAUCAUUCGCAAUGUACUUCAAUUAUAGUUUCGAAUUGUAUUCAAUAUUGGUAUUUCGCUGUGCAUUACUUUGGGUGCAUAAAAAGAAGAAAGCAUCUUGAGAUGCAUCAUCCCUGCUGAUUGUUUUUGCAAUUAAUUUUAUGUGCAUUAUUUUGUCUGUCAGAGUUAAAGUGAAUAAUUUUUCUCUGUACCUAUGUUUAAAAUGGUGGAGUUAAUUGAAGUAUUUUGAACAUUUUGCAAGGUUAUGUAUUUCAUCCUGACCAUUUGCUGUUUUGUGUAUAUAUGGGUAGCAUCUUAAACAUUUGAUAAUUUACUUGUCCCAAUAAGACAUAAAUUAGAAAGAAAUGAUAGCUGUUUUUAUCAAUUAAGUACUUCAGUCUAUACUUUAAUUAUAAGGAU